This is a messenger RNA of Cryptomeria japonica (Japanese cedar), 912 nucleotides long. RefSeq names its product chitinase 2-like. Gene Ontology annotation, biological process: carbohydrate metabolic process. The record is from RefSeq and is a predicted model, not a curated record. Gene Ontology annotation, molecular function: hydrolase activity, hydrolyzing O-glycosyl compounds. NCBI's taxonomy places the organism in Eukaryota, Viridiplantae, Streptophyta, Pinopsida, Cupressales, Cupressaceae. Bases 1 to 912 code for a protein of 303 amino acids. The transcript has 2 exons.
AUGGAAAUGCAAAUCAAGCUCUUCAUCGCUGUGUUUUUGUUGUUUCUCCCACACUCACUGUGUAGCAACGUCAAACUAUUGCGAGAAUAUAUAGGCGCUGAAAACGUCAGCGUCAAGUUUUCAGACCUGCCAAUCAAUCCUGAUGUCGAGAUUCACUUCAUUCUGUCAUUUGCCAUCGACUACACCAAAUCAGCUCAUUCUCCGUCUCCAACAAACGGGAAAUUCAAUGUUUUCUGGGACAAGAAAAAUCUACGCCCCAAGGACGUUCUAGCCAUCAAGUCGAAGUAUAAAAACGUCAAGGUCGCGGUCAGCUUGGGUGGCGACGUCGUAGGAAAGGUUAACACUUUUGUGCAGUUCCAGCCAUGGAGCAUAUCUUCGUGGGUUCAAAACGCUGUGUCCACUCUGUCAGAAAUAAUUAAAGAGUACCAUCUCGACGGAGUCGACAUCGACUAUGAGCAUUUCGACUUUACCGACACCGAUACUUUUGCGGAGUGUAUUGGUCAAUUAAUUGUACAACUGAAGCAGAAAAAUCUCAUCUCCAUGGCGUCCAUUGCUCCAUACGAGAAUAGUACAGUGCAGCCUCGUUACCUGGCGCUCUGGAAUAAAUAUGGUCGCUUCAUUGACCAUGUAAACUUCCAGUUCUACGCUUACCCUCGUAGCACCACAGUCGAGAAAUUUCUUAUAUACUUCGAUAUUCAAGCCUCCAAUUACAAUGGUGGGAAAAUACUUCCCAGUUUCGGUACAGACUCAUCUUCCGGUGGGCUCAAGCCAGAUAAUGGAUUCUUCGAGGCAUGUGAGCAGCUGAAGGAGGAACAAAAACUUGAAGGCAUCUUUAUCUGGUCUGCUGACGAUUCAAAGAAGUAUGGCUUCCAAUAUGAAAAACAAUCUCAAGUGCUCUUGGCCUCGAGCUAG